AUGGGUAAAUCGCAAGCAUACAUCCAUCUGAAACCUUCCACACUCCCCCCUGUCUUCGCUCCUUGGAACCGUAAAGCUCUCAACCAUCGUACCCCCACAGUCGGCGUCAACACGAAAACAGCUCCAUCACCGCUUAUAUUGAGAGUACCCCUUUUGAAAUUCCCCAGUGUCAUAGGACAUAGUACCAGUAGGAUCAAUAGGUUGAUCAAUGAGGAUACUUAUUCUGUUAAUAUUUUGAAACUACCUACGCGAUUUCAAGAGUUAUCGAGAAAUCAUGAACCCUUACUCAAAAAAUCUAUUCUUAAUAUUUCUAUAUUCGAUGGUCAUGGUGGUAAAGGUCGUGUCUCGCAAUUACUAGCGUCAUCGUUACACAGGGAAAUUACUAAUACGGAAGCACCAACGAAGGAACAAUUCUUCCAUUUGUUAGAUUCAUAUGAACAAUUGAUUGGAGGUCCCUAUUGGCGUAAUGUCAACGCUCACAGAGAGACAUUUUGGGAUAGAUUCAUUGAAAAUUGUAACACAAAGCAAGAACAGGUACUUUUUGAUUCAGAUCACCCCCAGCAUUCAGGUCCAAGAAUGAUAUUCGAUAUGUAUGGGAAUAUCAUCGAUAAGACAAGCUUGUUAAAUUUCCACGAAAGAUUGAGGAUAUAUUACGCCUACAUGAAAUUUGAUUUGGAAAGAUGCUGUGGAUUUGCUCAGGAGAGCGGAGAAUCAUUGACUUUCGAGGAAAGAAUAAAGAAAUAUUCUGGUGGGUCUACAGCUUCAUCCAUCUUUCUUUCUUCCUAUGAUGAAUCCCUUGCAAUGGAUGAAUCGUUUUUUAUGAACCCUCAGGGACUUUUGAAAUUGGUAGUCACCCAAGUAGGUGAUAGUAAAAUAAUCCUUUGUGAUCAAAAUGGGAUCGCACAUAGCUUGACGAAGAUUCAUCACCCAUCCUCUAGGAGAGAGUCUAAGAGAUUACAGGCGGAUGAUGAUGUGGAAGGAAAGAAGGAGCAAGAUGACGAUGCUAAUCAGGAUUCCUUCGGUGAAACUAGAUUUUUGAAUAAUUUUGCCAAUACGAGAUCCUUCGGUGAUUUAUUGGGGAAAAGAGAUGGGAUAUCAUGCGAACCAGACAUUUAUUCAUACCUAAUAGGUGAUACCUCACUACUACCUCAUGCAGAGAAAUCUAAAUUACAAUUCGGAGGGGAAGAAUGUUUUAUUUGUUUGAUUUCAGAUGGAGUCUCUGAUCUAUUAUCAGAUCAAGAGGUAGUAGAUUUGAUAACAUCCACUGUAAAUUUGAGACAAACUAAACAAGCAACCCCUCAAUAUGUAGCGGAGGAAGUCAUUAAAUAUAUUCAAGCAAUUGGUGGGAAACAUGCAGAUAAUGCCACAUGUCUCGUAUUAAGAUUACCAAAUUGGGGGAAUUGGCCCAUGAUCGAUAGAACAGGUGCCAUACGAGAGGAAAAAUUAAUGAAUAGCACCUCGUCUUUGGAUUAA
Molecule: messenger RNA, 1473 nt
Organism: Naumovozyma castellii
Lineage: Eukaryota; Fungi; Ascomycota; Saccharomycetes; Saccharomycetales; Saccharomycetaceae
Gene: PTC6
Product: type 2C protein phosphatase PTC6
Exons: 1
Coding region: 1-1473 (490 amino acids)
Source: RefSeq, a predicted model, not a curated record